AUGGCAACUGCUGCAACAAUUGAUAUGGCCGAUGAGGUUAAUCCUCCAUUGACUUACGAGCCCGUUGAUCUGGAUAUCCCGGCUUCCAAAAUUUAUGGCACUUUAAAACCGAAUCAUAAUGGGCUUGAAAAUAAAAAUUUGUAUGAGUUGGCCUCAAAAUGGAUUGAUGCAUUCAAUGCAAUUGUGAAAGAGAUCCAGAAUGACCCUUCUGAAAAAAACCUAGAUAAAUUGAACUCUGUUAUUGCUUCGCAUGCCUCGUGGAAGGAUCAUCUAGCUUUAUCAUGGGACUAUCGUCAGUUCCAUGAUCUAGAUAAUAUCAAAGAUGUGGCCAAGAAUUCUUUUCCUUCUUUUAAAUUAAAGAAUUUUGAAAUUGAUACUACUGCUGAUCAUAGGUUCGACAAGGCAGUUGGGCUUCAGACCAUAGAUAAAGCCGACGAGACCAAUUCUAUUCCCAUUCAGUGGGUCCAGAUUAUUGUGAAGUUUGAGAACGAAUUUGGUUACGGAAACGGACUUAUUAGGUUGAUCUCAGUUGAUGAGAAGGAUGCACCCGGUGGUUUAAAGGCAUUUACUAUAUACACUGCUUUGGAAAAUAUCAAAGGUAAUGAAGAAACCUUGGGAAGAAGUAGACCUCAGGGUGUAAACCAUGGUCAAAACCAAGGAAGAAUUUCAUGGUUAGAAAAACGUGAGAAGGAUUUUGAAUGGGGUAGUGAAAAGACCCCUACAGUUUUGAUUGUAGGAGGGGGUCAAGGUGGUUUGAAUGUAGCUGCUAGGUUGAAAACAAUGGGUAUAGAUUGCUUAAUUAUUGAGAAAAAUAGUAAAAUUGGAGAUAAUUGGAGAAAUCGUUACAAGUUUUUAGUAUUACACGAUCCUGUUUGGUAUGAUCAUUUAGCCUAUAUCAAAUUUCCUGAUGUUUGGCCAGUAUUCACGCCUAAAGAUAAAUUGGGUGAUUGGUUUGAAGCUUAUUCAAAAUCUAUGGAAUUAAGUUAUUGGGUUAAUAAAACAGUAUCUGGAGCUGAUUUUGACCCAGUUACUGGUGUCUGGUCUGUCAAUAUCAUAGACAAUGAUACAGGCAAAUUGACGAAUAUUAAAACCAAGCACAUAGUAAUGGCAACAGGUCAUUCGGGAGAGCCUAAUAUUCCCACAUUUAAAGAUCAGGACAAAUUCAAAGGAACAAUUGUUCAUUCAUCGCAACAUUCUACUGGUAAAUCCUUUCAAGGUGAAAACGCUGUAGUAGUGGGCUGCUGUAAUUCUGGCCAUGACAUUGCUCAAGAUUUCUACGAACAAGGGGCAAAGCCUAUCUUAGUCCAAAGAUCAACAACGUGUGUUAUCAAUUCAGAAAUUGGCUUGAAAGUGACUACUAAAGGCUUGUACGAGGAAGGUGGACCAAAAACUGAAACGGCCGAUUUAAUCUUGCAGUCCAUGCCCGUGAAAUUAUUAAACUUAGUUAUGCAGCAACAGUAUAGGCAAACUAUGAUUCUUGAAAAGGACUUACAUGAGUCACUUAAAAAAUCUGGUUUCAAAACUGAUAGUGGGUAUGGAGGAACUGGUUUAUUUGGAAAAUACUACAGAAGGGGUGGAGGUUACUACAUUGAUGUGGGAUGUUCUAAAUUAAUUGCCGAUGACAAAAUUAAAGUACAACAAGGUAAAAAUAUCGAACGUUUCACUGAAAAUGGUCUUGUUUUUUCUGACGGCACGAAGAUUGAUAACUUGGCUAUUGUUGUAUUAGCAACCGGAUACUCUAAUAUGAGAGAUACUGCUAGACGGAUUUUUGGUGAUAAGGUGGCUGAUAAGCUUAACCCUGUUUGGGGUCUCGAUGAUGAAGGUGAAAUAAAUACAAUGUGGAGAGACUCGGGCCAUCCAAAGUUUUGGUAUAUGGGUGGUAAUCUAGCUGUGUCUAGAUAUUUUUCAAAGAGACUAGCAUUGAAAAUUAUUGCACAAGAAAGAGGAUUUGACAAAUCUAAUUCUUGA
Messenger RNA from Debaryomyces hansenii CBS767, 1968 nucleotides. RefSeq names its product flavin-containing monooxygenase. Lineage: Eukaryota; Fungi; Ascomycota; Pichiomycetes; Serinales; Debaryomycetaceae. The coding region runs from base 1 to 1968 and encodes 655 amino acids. Gene Ontology annotation, molecular function: flavin adenine dinucleotide binding; monooxygenase activity. The record is from RefSeq and is a predicted model, not a curated record. The transcript has a single exon.